GCGCGACCGUCUCCGUCCACCUCCAUUUACACCCCUUCGCCCAUUUUCCAGGAACAAUGGCCCAUUGUGAGCGGGCCUCCCGGCCUCUAAUUCAAUGCCUUCAGAGGUCCUCAAUGAGAGGCCUCUCUGGCCUCCAGCUGCAGACGACGCGCGCUUUCCAGACCACCGCAGUCGCCCAGGAGGAAGCCCAGACCGAAGCCGCGAGCCAACCGUUCUAUAAAUCGCCCGACCCAUCACUUGUGUCAAGUCCCCGGUUAGAGCGAAGAUUGAUACGACAGGGUAUCUUGCCGGUCGGGUCCCGUCGACGUCGUGCCGCGUUGCAGGGUGCGCCCAGCGUGCCUUUCGAACAGCUUCCCUACCAAUGUUUCCAGGAAGCACGGAAGGUCCUGCUUUCGGAUCGAGAACAGAAGCUGCAGGAAAUUACGGCUACUAGUGAGAAGAUUGCGAAGAUUCAGGCUCUGUCGGCAGAGGAGCGAGCAAAGAACUCUACCCACUCCCGGCUCCGCGCGCUGGAGAUACAUCUUGAGAAGCUCAAGGUUCUCGCUGAUAUCAACGAUCCUUUGGUGAAGAAGAAGUUUGAAGACGGACAAGGUGACAUGAGCAAACCUAUCUACCGCUACCUCGCCGAUCAGAAAUGGAGGGAAUACCGCCGCAAGAUCAUCAUUCAACGAAUUACGCAAAUGAAAGUAAUUCCCGACGUUCUUCCCCAUUGCGACCCGGUUGUCGACACCAAGCUUUAUUUCAACAGGAAGGCCGUGCAGCCUGGAGAAUUUGUCAACUCUAUGGUCAGCACCAGCGCCCCUAAACUCGACGUGCAAGUGUUCGACGGUGAAGAGAAGCUGGUGACUAUCGCCGUCGUCGAUUCGGACGUUCCCAACGUGGAAAAGGAUAGCUUCGAUUACAAGAUGCACUACCUUGCCGUCAACAUCCCCAUCUCAGCUAUCAACACCAAGGUCGACCUCUCCCAGCUCUCGACAGAGUCGCAGCUGGUCAUGCCCUGGCUUCCUCCCGUUGCUCAGAAGGGCAGCCCUUACCACCGAUUGUCGCUCUUCGUCUUGGAGCAGAAGGACAACAAGCCUUUAGACUUUGCGGCCGUCAAGGCGAAGGAUACCAACCGCGACACCACCCUCCUCCGCACAUUACAAGCGCGGUACCACCUCAAGCCCAUUGGAGCGCACCUGUUCCGAACUCUCUGGGAUGAGGACACAGCGGAAGUCAUGAAGCAGAUUGGCUUCCCUGAAGCCGAGAUGGAGCUCCGACGCAAGAGAAGCGAGGCUCUGCCUUACAAGAGAAGAAACCCCUCUACCUUCCGGUAACCUCGGUUAUCGUUCCACCACUGUUCUUGUUCUAUCACAUUUCGUUCCUAGAUGUAUUGUACAACCAUAUGUAUGAAUAUAGCAACCUUUCACAAGUUCAAACCCGACUCCAAACUCCAGUCAUGCAUGCAUGCGUACUAUACAAAUCGGGACAUUGUAGCAGCACCCCCGUCCACUUCAUUCGAUAGCCUCUUGAACAGGCUUCAACGAAUUCUCCACCCACUGUAUCUUCGACAGCGGCCAAAUCCUCGCAAUAACCUUCCCAUUGAUCAACCCCAUCGGCAUCGGCCCAUAAUUCCUCGAAUCCCUCGACCACGGCAGAUUAUCCCCACCUACGUAAACAUGCCCUUCCGGCACCUAAACCACCAUAAUCAUUAGCACAUCCUCCUUCCCCAGAAAGAAGUUUAAGCAACAUGCAUACCCUUAUCAUCUCCCCAUUCCCCCCAACCCCCGUACUAAGCGCCUCAUCCCGAC
Molecule: messenger RNA, 1790 nt
Organism: Aspergillus versicolor CBS 583.65
Lineage: Eukaryota; Fungi; Ascomycota; Eurotiomycetes; Eurotiales; Aspergillaceae
Product: mitochondrial 54S ribosomal protein mL38
Exons: 2
Coding region: 57-1316 (419 amino acids)
Source: RefSeq, a predicted model, not a curated record